Molecule: messenger RNA, 1466 nt
Organism: Daphnia magna
Lineage: Eukaryota; Metazoa; Arthropoda; Branchiopoda; Diplostraca; Daphniidae
Product: glycoprotein-N-acetylgalactosamine 3-beta-galactosyltransferase 1
Exons: 9
Coding region: 46-1290 (414 amino acids)
Cellular component (GO): membrane
Molecular function (GO): N-acetylgalactosaminide beta-1,3-galactosyltransferase activity
Source: RefSeq, a predicted model, not a curated record
AAUAAACGCUGCUAAUUUGAGCCAGCGCUUUAGAUAUUGCUCACCAUGUUUCGUCUUCUUCGACAAUCUUCCGUGUCACUGCUUGUUGGUGUUGUUUUUGGCUGCAGCGUCAUCGCUUUCUUGAAUCAGUCACUUAACCUAAGAUUUUACCAAAAAAAUGUCGCCAAUGGUGAUAGGAAACAAGAGCUUAAUACAAUCAAAUCUCACGCUGAAAAUGUCAUUGUGGAUAAAAAAGGAAAAGAUCUGUAUGAUAAAGUACGUAUUCUUUGCUGGGUGAUGACUACUCCCGCCAAUCACGAAACUAAAGCUUUGGCCGUCAAAGAAACAUGGGGUCCUCGCUGCAACGUUUUACUGUUUAUGAGUUCUACAAACGAUACGAAGCUUCCAACGGUUGGGCUACCAGUGGGAGAAGGUCGAGAUGCGCUAUGGGGAAAGACUCGGGAGGCAUUUCGUUAUGUGUGGGAACGUUAUCAAGAUAAAGUCGAUUGGUUUCUUAAAGCUGACGACGACACGUAUGUUAUCGUAGAAAAUCUGCGUUAUUUUCUUUCCGGAUUUAACACAUCUCAACCACUGUAUUUCGGCCACAAAUUUAAAACGAUUGUUAAAAAUGGUUACUUCAGUGGUGGUGCUGGUUAUGCAUUGAGCAAAGAAGCUACCAGGAGAUUUGCAACAAUAGGAUACCAUAACGAAUCCCUUUGCCGGAAGGAUCAUAGAGGAGCCGAAGAUGCAGAAAUGGGAAAUUGCAUGGAAAAGUUGAACGUCUCAGCAAUGGACACGAGAGAUUCGCAAGGGAGAGGAAGAUUCUUUCCGUUCGGUGCAGAUUCUCACUAUUUUCCUGGUGAAAUCCAUUCCGGCGACUAUUGGUACUGGGAUUACAUUUACUACCCUCCUACCCAGGGACGUAAUUGCUGUUCAGAUAGCACUAUAUCCUUCCAUUACAUUGACCAAAGAACCAUGUACAUACUGGAUCUCUUCUUCUAUCAAAUUCGUCCUUUUGGGUUGGUGGACAAUCGUCCUGCAAUUCCAGAACCACCACCAGAUGUAAAUCUCACUGCCCCUCGCUGGUUUGCCCCACCAAAGCCCACGACAUCCCCGCCUCCUACGACGAUCCCAACAUCAACGAAGAGUACGACAACCUUGAAACCAAAGACAACUACUAGCCAAACAACCUUGAAACUCAAUAUCACUAGUCAAACAAGCGCUCCAGUUACAACGAAGAAGGUAGAGGCCCAGAAAAUUGUUGAUUCAAAUAGCACAAAGGUGAACGCAAGCACUACGAAGAAAAACUGACAGGUUUUUUAAAAUUUUGUCAUUAAUAUUUUGCAAAUAGUUCAUUUGCAAUCCUCUUCAUAACAUAACAAAUCCAUAAGGUAUCAAUUUAAUCCGAAGGUGCCAUUAUGCUUGUGUGUUGAAACCGAUUUGGUAAACUUGUUGAAAGUUAACGAAAAAUCGAUGGUGUGUCACAA